Molecule: messenger RNA, 1536 nt
Organism: Fusarium fujikuroi IMI 58289
Lineage: Eukaryota; Fungi; Ascomycota; Sordariomycetes; Hypocreales; Nectriaceae
Product: related to xylosidase/glycosyl hydrolase
Exons: 1
Coding region: 1-1536 (511 amino acids)
Biological process (GO): carbohydrate metabolic process
Molecular function (GO): hydrolase activity, hydrolyzing O-glycosyl compounds
Source: RefSeq, a predicted model, not a curated record
AUGCGUGCUAUUCUUGGCCUCCUCUUCUCGGCCGCUGCCGCCAUGGCAGAAAAGUUUACAAACCCUGUUAUUUGGGAAGAUCUCUCUGAUGUUGAAGUCACUCGGGCUGGAGAUGCCUACUUCAUGACCGCUUCGACAUUCCACUACUCCCCCGGCGCUCCAGUCCUUCGAUCCUACGAUCUCGUCAACUGGGAGCACAUUGGACAUUCCGUCCCUGUUCUCGACUGGUCCUCCAAGUACAGCCUUGAGAACGGGCAGCGAGCCUACGUCAAGGGUAUCUGGGCUUCUUCUCUCCGCUAUCGAGAGAGCGACGGAAAGUUCUACUUCGUUGCUUGCAUUGAGUUCGGAAAGACUUAUGUCUACAGCGCGUCGAGCCCAACUGGCCCGUGGUCUCAGAUCACAACCAUCAACAAGUGCUAUUACGAUGCUGGUCUGCACUUCGAUACUGAUAACACUCCUUACGUUGCCUAUGGACGAGGUGAUCUUCACAUUGCCCAGCUCUCCAAGGACAUGAAGACCGAAGUCAAGGAACAGGUUGUCCUCUCACCGCCAUCGACGCUUACUCUUGAGGGAUCUCGCUUGUACAAGAAAGACAACAACUGGUACAUCUUCUUGACACGUCCUGCUACCGGACAAUACAUCGCCAAAUCGACCAACGGUCCCUUCGGAUCUUAUGACCUCCGCAUCAUCGCCGAUAACCUCAAACUAGCUACCGCUCCUCGAGCUGGAGCACCUCACCAAGGCGGACUUAUCGAUACACCCAACGGCAACUGGUACUACAUGUCUUUCGUGGACAUGUACCCUGGCGGAAGAGCACCAGCUUUGGCGCCUAUCACCUGGGGCAGCGAUGGCUUUCCCAAGAUCACUCUCGUCAAUGGCCAAUGGGGCAACUACGACUACCCACUUCCUAAACGCACUGUUCCCAGCCCUAUUGGUACUGAUACCUUCACUGGUCCCAGCCUCCGAGCAGAUUGGGAGUGGAAUCAUAACCCUGACACCAAGAGCUUCACUGUCAACAACGGCUUGACCUUGAAGACUGCUACUGUUACCAAGGACUUGUAUCAAGCUCGUAACACCCUUACCCACCGAAUUCGGGGUCCUCAGGGAACCGGCACAGUCCUCAUCGACUUCUCCAAGAUGGCCGAUGGUGAUCGUACUGGUCUUGCCGUUCUUCGCGACUCAUCAGCCUGGAUCGGCAUCGAACGUGAAGGAAGCAACUUCAACCUCGUCUUCAACACUGGCCUCAGCAUGAACACUGACUGGACCACCAAGUCCACUGGAAGUGUUUCAGCUCGACAGAACAAUGUUUCCUUCCGCAAGGUGUAUCUCCGUGUCACUGCUAAUAUCAGCCCUGGUGCUGCUGGAUCUGCUGUGUUCAGUUAUAGCACCGACGGUAAUAGCUUUACCAACUUCGGGUCCACAGUCUCGCUUGGUAAUGAUUGGCAGUUCUUCCCCGGACAUCGUUAUGGUAUUCUUAACUAUGCUACAAAGAGUCUCGGUGGAUCCGUGCUUGUUUCGCGAUUCGAUAACAAAUAA